Molecule: messenger RNA, 957 nt
Organism: Erpetoichthys calabaricus (reedfish)
Lineage: Eukaryota; Metazoa; Chordata; Cladistia; Polypteriformes; Polypteridae
Exons: 5
Coding region: 1-669 (222 amino acids)
Biological process (GO): response to bacterium
Source: RefSeq, a predicted model, not a curated record
AUGAGAGGUGAACGUGAGCGCGAACAGCGAAGACGAGACUCAACGCUCUUUGGACUCGAGAUUCCUGGCUUCUUCUUGUUGAACUUUCCAGACUCUGCGAUGGCCAUGAUGACUCUGCGUGUGAUCUGUCUUCUGAGCCUAAGCCUUCACAUCUGGGGAGUCACAGUGACAUCCUUCCCAGGAGAGCUUGUUUCCCUUACCUGCCCACUCACCUCUCUUCGUGAAAUGCUGUGGUAUAGGCAGAUGGAUGGCCAGCCUCCAGAGCUUCUGAUAAAGUCAUUUAAAAACCGACGAUACUUCACAUACUACAGUUACAUAGAAGAGGAGGAAGAGAUCGAGGAACACCGCUUCACGUCAAAAGAUAACCACACAUUAAUCAUCAAAAUCAUAAUAAAAAAUGAUGCCGGGAUGUACUACUGCGUUGCACCAACAACAGAGCGUUACAUCUUCUUUGAAGGAGUCAAUCUUGUUGUCAGAGAUAAACAUUGGAUUCAUCUUAUCUGGCUGUCUUCGAUUUUGGGUACCAUCUUGGUGCUGAUGACCUGUGUUACCAUAUGCUCUCUCUACAAACUAAAAUCUCUGGGAAAGCAGCCAUCAGACAAAUGUCAAAACCAGCGGGACAUGAGGAGCCGUGCAUCUGACCCCCAGGUAAAGGAACAUCGAGAAUGAAAAACGGUGAGAUGGAGGGAGGAGUGAAAAGCCUGGUGGGACGGCAGAACAUCAGAAAACAUUUUGACAAGCAUUCAGCCCCACAAAGCUUGCCAGUCCUGUCCACUACAUUUCUCCAUUAGUAAAAUCAGAGCUGAGAGUUUGAGGAAGUCGUGAGAGAGGCCUGUGCUCAUGACAGCCAUGUGUGGACUCUGAGUGGAGAGCCAUUGAGGCAGAAAGUAAAUCUUUGUAAUUUAUAGCGCCUUGCACUAUAAUUGCACAAUCAUAAUGCUCUUCACAAAGCAUUGC